This is a messenger RNA of Trypanosoma cruzi, 1251 nucleotides long. RefSeq lists its product as uncharacterized. Bases 1 to 1251 code for a protein of 416 amino acids. The record is from RefSeq and is a predicted model, not a curated record. NCBI's taxonomy places the organism in Eukaryota, Euglenozoa, Kinetoplastea, Trypanosomatida, Trypanosomatidae. The transcript has a single exon.
AUGAGUGGACGGGGCAUUGUGCCUAUACUUGAGCGACACGGCGAUGUGUACAUCACUGGCAGCACCGUUGUGCGACAUAAAGUCGGGAGCAAUGGCCAUGAGUUGGACUUAUUUCCGAGCGGAUAUGACUUGCAGUUGGUGCUUUCCGCUAAAAAUCUCUACAAGUUACGGCAGCGCCAUCCACCACCAAGACUCUUGUCGAGAAAGCCAGGUGAUAACAGGAAAGAGGGAAAGGAAGAAGAUGAAUUACAACAAAAGAACCAGUGGAGUGGGGGGGAGAAAUCUCAUGCACCUCUACCCCCACCACCGCCGCCGCCAGAGAUGAUGUGGCGCGAGAGCCUCGGGCUGAUUCGAGCGUUGGUUCCACUGCACAAUCAUCCUUCUCGUAUGUGGGCUGCGGGCCGCCAUGAAUUGGGCGCCAACUGCUAUGGGUUUGCCAUUGAGUACUUCAGCACGAAGAAGGGCCCCAAACCGUCCGCGCAACGCACCGUGUUGCAGCGCUACAUGAAGGAGAUACAGUGCCGCUGCGUAAAUGACGUGUUCACGGAUGUGAAACUGGUAGCACUCGACGGGACUCCUGGCGGACUGCGAGUGAGAGAGUUUCACGUUGGCCUUAUGCGACCACCGCAGUCUGGGUCAGAGCCCGCAAGGACACUGUAUGCUUCCAGUGAGGGCUCUCCGUUCUUGGAGCAGGAAUGGUGUUGUGUUUUUCGCGAGGCGCAGAUGAAUUACUGGCACGAGCGGCUUGAGGAUAAACUCAUAGAGGAUCCAGAAGUGUUCCAGUACCAAAUUUACGCCAUGGAGUUUCCCAACACGACCACCGCGUCUACUGCAGCAGGGAGGGCAACGCAAAAGCACGAAAAACAACCACUUCUCUGUCAACUUGUUCUUUCCACAGAACGCCUGUAUGUUGUUCCUCGGCAUGACGCCAAGCUAUUGGCGGUAGAACUACCGUUGCAUCACAGCGAGAUGCACUUGCGGUGGUUUACCGUUGCUGCGCUGCAAUCCAUUUCCUUUGACCCCUACACCGGUGUCAUUGUGUGCGUUGGUCGUCAACAACAUGAGGGAAAGCAGCAGAAAAGUUCAUGUGCGCGUCAGAGCUUGACACAUGCGGGUUCUGCAGCGGAUUCCAGCAAGGAAGUGGGAUUCACACUGGGGUUUUUUAGCGUGGCGGAGGCGGAGGAGGCGGUGUUGGAGAUUCAACGCGUGUGGGAAUUGACGCACCGCCAUGAGGACUUCCCACUCGCAUGA